This is a messenger RNA of Teleopsis dalmanni, 1143 nucleotides long. RefSeq lists its product as uncharacterized. Gene Ontology annotation, molecular function: cysteine-type endopeptidase activity. The transcript is spliced from 3 exons. Lineage: Eukaryota; Metazoa; Arthropoda; Insecta; Diptera; Diopsidae. The record is from RefSeq and is a predicted model, not a curated record. Gene Ontology annotation, biological process: proteolysis. Bases 252 to 1028 code for a protein of 258 amino acids.
GAAUUUUUAAUAUUUAGUAUUGUUCCGAUUGAUUGGCGUGAGCUAACGUAGCCGUUGGUGUAUCUGGUAUACGUGACUAUAGCAACACGUUGUUUGUUUUUGUUUUAAUUGUUUAACAUAGAAAACGCAUUUUUAACAAACAAAGUAAUAAAAUUUUUAUUAAUAAAAAAAAUAUAUCUAAGAGUUGUGCAAUAGAUAUAUUUAAAUACAACAAAAGUGCUUAAAAGUCUUGAUCUUUAAGUUCAUAAAAAAUGGCUGAAAGUGAACAAAAGUUUUUGCCUGGCUUAGCAAUUAUAGUUAAUCAAAGCAAAGAUCGAGCAGGGAGUAGUCCGGAUGUCUAUAAAUUGAUUAAAACCUUCGAACCUUUUAAUAUCGAUGUACUAAAUUGGUCGGAUUGGAGCGAAAAACAAAUAAGACAAGAAAUGAAAAAGUUACAAUUAAAUUGGAAGGAAAAAUAUAAUCAGUUUGAGUAUGUUUGUAUAGUUCAUCUAUCGCAUGGCUUCGAAGAUGAAACAGUCGCUUACGACAAAGAAGAGGAUGAAAAAGACAAUGAAGACGUACCAAAAUUAAUUUCCAUACAAAAACUGCUACUCAAUCCUCUUUUUAAAAUCAAGGAAUUAAAUGGAAAAUUAAAAUGGAUAAUAGUACAAGCUUGCAGAGGUAGCGGCGAAUAUGAUGAUGCAAAAACGGAAGGGGACAUCGAUCAAAAAUAUUUCACAAAAUACUUUCUUAAAUGUUUUGCAACAUCAGAAGGUGCUGAAUCUUAUCGAGUUUCAUUAAUUGGAGCAAUAUUCAUUGAUAAGUUCUGCGAACAGUUUACUGCCAACGCUGGUACAAAAGGUAUUUUAGAUAUCAUGGCUGAUACUAAAGUUGCCGUACAGAAUUAUUUUAAGAGAAUGGAAUAUUCAUCAAAAUUAUCUGUUGAUAAUACUGAUAGCACUGAUUUCGUUAUUCAACAAGUACCCGCCAUAAAUAAAAAUUUUGCGGGCGAUUUUUAUCUUGAUCGAGGUUUCGAUGAAUCAUCAUAAUCAUCAUGCAAUUAUACAUAUGUAGGAAAUGUAAGAUAUUUUUUAAUUUUUUUGCCUUAAAAGGGUACAAUUGUUUGUGAUCAAUUAUUUAAGAAAAAUAAACAUUAAAAUUCAA